Solea senegalensis (Senegalese sole) is the source of this 1899-nucleotide messenger RNA. RefSeq names its product ubiquitin-like domain containing CTD phosphatase 1 (gene ublcp1). Lineage: Eukaryota; Metazoa; Chordata; Actinopteri; Pleuronectiformes; Soleidae. Bases 37 to 996 code for a protein of 319 amino acids. Gene Ontology annotation, molecular function: protein binding; protein serine/threonine phosphatase activity. Gene Ontology annotation, biological process: protein dephosphorylation. The transcript is spliced from 10 exons. The record is from RefSeq and is a predicted model, not a curated record. Gene Ontology annotation, cellular component: nucleus.
GUGUGAGUGUGUGUGAGUGAAGAGCAGGUGUGAGCCAUGUCAGUGUCAGUGAUCAUAAAGUGGGGAGGUCAGGAGUACUCUAUCAGUUCCCUGUCCGAGGAGGACACAGUGAUGGACCUGAAACAGUCCAUAAAGACUUUGACCGGCGUGCUGCCAGAAAGACAGAAGCUGCUGGGACUCAAGGUCAAAGGAAAACCUGCGGAGGAUGAGGUGAAGCUGGGCUCACUGAAGCUGAAGCCUAACACCAAGAUCAUGAUGAUGGGAACCAGAGAGGAGAGUCUGGAAGAGGUUUUAGCCCCUCCCCCAGAGAACGAUGAUGUGGUCAAUGAUUUUGAUAUUGAGGAGGAGGUCAUUGAAGUGGAGAACAGAGAGGAGAACCUCGCUAAAAUCGCCCGCAGAGUGAAAGACUAUAAAGUGGAGGAGUUGAAUCCACCCAGAGAAGGCAAGAGCCUUCUGGUAUUGGAUGUGGAUUAUACACUGUUUGAUCACAAGUCGUGUGCAGAGACGGGUCUGGAGCUGAUGAGACCAUACCUGCACGAGUUCCUGACAUCAGCUUACGAGGACUACGACAUUGUCAUUUGGUCUGCUACAAGCAUGAAGUGGAUUGAUGCCAAAAUGAAAGAGCUGGGAGUGACUGACAACCCCAACUACAAGAUUACCUUCAUGUUGGACAGUGCAGCCAUGAUCACAGUACACACUCCUAAGAGAGGGGUUGUAGAGGUGAAGCCCUUGGGUGUGAUCUGGGGGAAGUAUGGAGAGUUUUACAACAGGAAGAACACGAUCAUGUUUGACGACAUCGGACGGAACUUCCUCAUGAACCCACAGAACGGACUGAAGAUUCGACCCUUCAUGAAGGCUCACCUGAACAGAGAGAAAGACAGGGAGCUGUUCAAACUUUCGCAGUACCUCAAAGAAAUUGCCAAGCUUGACGACUUCACUGGACUCAACCACAAACACUGGGAGAGGUACUUAUCCAAGAAGCAGCAGCACCACUGAGGACGGGUGUGGACGUCAUCCUCAGCUAAGACGUGGACUGGAUGCCUCUGUCCCUUCAUCCAGUUCUCGGGCACAUACGAGUUCAUUUCAAACCUCACCUACAUUAAUCCUGCAGCGAGCGACACUCAAACGCUCAGGACGGCGACAGGCUUCCCAAUUUAUAUACAGUAUGUGCAUGUUAUCUGUGUCUCGCAGAUGGUGACGAGCCAUACAUUUUCUUUCAUAAUUGUCGUUAAAGUUAACGGCGAGCAAUCUGGUGUUCAUGAAAUUGGCAGUUUAUUGGCAUACACAUAUAUAUAUAUAUAAAAUGCUGUUGGGAGCAGUUUAACACGUAAUAUCAUGCAACAAUCCUAAAUCGGUUCAGAUCGUCGCCUAACUUUCAUCCAAACUCUUGACCUUGUCACACGUGUUGAUGGAGAACAUCUGUUGUCUGUCGUGACCUUCAUGGAAAGGUCACUGGAGUCAUAUCGGAGACACCUUUACGUGUUUUUUUGUUUUUUUUUCCUCCCGUCUCUGCUGUGAAGCUGGACGCACAAACGGAGACGUGUGUACAUGUUUUUGUUUCGUUGUUGUAGGUUUUUGUUUUUAUUCACUCUAAAUGCACUAGACUUAUGUUGUGAAGAGGUUUUGACAAAAAAAAAAAAAAAAACAUUUUGGGUGAAAUACAUUGAGGAACAAUUUAAGGAUGUGGAAUAAUAACGGGGAAGAAAACGACAGCACAAAACAUGCAUCUCGUUUGUUUUUUUUCUUCCUUUUGUAGCCUCUGAAGUUAGUGUGUCUGCUCACAGGAGAAGAGGAACAAAGAGAUGUUCCCUUUUUUCAUGAGAUCUGCCUUCUGGUGUUUUCCCUCAUCGCAUCUUUACAUCCCGGCUGUAAAUAAUGACAAUAAACCCCUUUUUUGUA